AUGUCCCUCUCUGUCCUCUGUCGAAAGGUAUUACAAAAAUACACACGGCCAUCUUAUUAUUGGACAGACAAUAGUUCGGCACGAUCGCAAUCAUCUGAUAUUACUAAUGCAGAAUUUCGUAUUCAUCGUUGCAGUUAUUCAUAUAUUUACAUCCUUGCUCCAUUACGAUGCGUUGAAGUUCGUAAAUGUCAUAAUGUAACAAUUGUUCUUGGAGCUGUUGAAACAACAUUAAAAGUAACAGAUUGUGAAAAUGUCUCAAUAUCUGCUGUAUGUCGUCGAUUACUCAUUAGUCAAUGUCGUUCAUCAUCAUUUUAUAUUCAUACGCCAACACGACCAUUAAUACAAUUAAAUUGUGCUAGUUUACUUUUUGCACCAUAUAAUGCAUCACAUGUUGAAUUACCUGAACAAAUGGAACGUACUGGUCUUUGUAAAGAACUUAAUCUAUGGAAUAAACCAUUAGUUACACAUCCAGCUGGUUAUGUUGAUGAACAACCAUGGUCACUUCUUCCACCAGAUGAUUUCUAUCCAAUUAGUUCAAUUCGAUUAGAAGAUCAACAAACGGAUGGCUUAAUUCCUCUUCCAUCAGAAUAUCAAUCGGCUAUAGAUAAAAGACAAAAAUCAAUAUCAUUAUUAGCUAAUGAAAUAACAGCUGCACAAUUAAAUCCUGAACAACGUCAACGUUUUCAACGUUUUGUUGUAUCAAAUUUUGAAGCAUGGCUUGAUGCAACAGGAAAUGCUAAAAUUCUUAAUCAUCUUUCCAGUUUACAACAACAAUAA
This is a messenger RNA of Rotaria sp. Silwood2, 777 nucleotides long. Lineage: Eukaryota; Metazoa; Rotifera; Eurotatoria; Philodinida; Philodinidae. The record is from the annotation of a GenBank genome assembly.